AUGUUGCUUUUUGUACUACUGCUGGCUAGCUCGCAAAUCGCGAAUUGCUUGAUAUGCCAUCAAUGUGAAGGAUGGCGAGGAUCGAAGAUAUCUUCCAAAGAGAACUCCUGUUUGCGUUACAACAAUAAUUGUGAGACAAAUGUAUUCUGUGUCAAAAUCACUGAGCCGAUGACAAAACAAUCGACAUACGAACCAUAUAAAUCGGAAUGUUGGCAUCAAAAUAAUUUGAUCAAGCAUCUCCUCCGAAAAGAUGGACAUACUGUUUUUGCAACACUCAUGAUUACUGUAACUCGGCGUCGUCUUUCUUUAGUUUUCUAA
Caenorhabditis bovis is the source of this 318-nucleotide messenger RNA. The record is from the annotation of a GenBank genome assembly. Lineage: Eukaryota; Metazoa; Nematoda; Chromadorea; Rhabditida; Rhabditidae.